This is a messenger RNA of Alosa alosa (allis shad), 3594 nucleotides long. Its product is annotated as zinc finger protein 551-like. Lineage: Eukaryota; Metazoa; Chordata; Actinopteri; Clupeiformes; Clupeidae. Gene Ontology annotation, biological process: regulation of transcription by RNA polymerase II. Gene Ontology annotation, cellular component: nucleus. Bases 546 to 2345 code for a protein of 599 amino acids. The record is from RefSeq and is a predicted model, not a curated record. The transcript is spliced from 3 exons. Gene Ontology annotation, molecular function: RNA polymerase II cis-regulatory region sequence-specific DNA binding; DNA-binding transcription factor activity, RNA polymerase II-specific.
UACGUCAUUGUUCUGCGACCAAUCUAACAGUGAUGUAAACCAAGAAAACUUUACGUGUCUGUCGAUCUUCUAGCAUCGAACAAAGGAAUAAUUGAUAGCUGUAGGAUCAGUUUGAUUUCAAGUAAUCAGCUUUGACAAAUGAUCUUUAACUAAAACGAGCUGACAGCUGGUCAAAAAGAGUGGGUAUAAGGUUAGCGUGCAAAUUUAAAGUGCAUCGCUAGUAACAACCAACCCCGGUAGGAAAUCCACACGUUUUCUCUGCUAGUUGCUUUAACGUCACUUGGUGUUUAUCAGUAUAGUAAGAUACUUGCUGUAGAAUAGCCUUUGAUGAGCAAACAGCAUUGUUAAAAAAUAGGAAGAGUCCUUGCAGAAUAAGGCUGAGUUAGCUGGUUGAUAGCCAGCCUUAGCGAAACAGGCUCUUCCCAUAGGUCGCUUGGUUAUCGUUGCCUGUCACAGUCCUGUUCAAAACUGAAGUGGAGCUAUCGGUUAUUUGACAAGCAGGCUACCAACAGGAGCCGCCACCAUCACUCCGUUUUACCAGGCGCAUGGAUCUGUCAACAUCAGCAUCUUCGGUGAGAUCACCCGAUUCUCACUGUAGCAGCGUGGUGGACCAUAAAUCACUGCGUGUUCCGUUCACUGAUUUAGCGGGCAGCGAGAAAACGACCGGAUCUAACGUUACUAUUAACGAAGAAGGUUCCUCUUCAGUGUCUGAUGAAGACGACUCGGAACGGUAUCAGCUUGACACCACGGUGUUAAGUAAAUCUGAUGGGUUGUUCGCUGUUCUGUUCUCCAGAUACCAAGAGACCACGGUGUUCUCCUGCUCCCUCUGUCCCCUCUCCUACACCGCGCAGAUCUACCUCCACAAGCACAUCAAGCGGAGCCACACAGAUGAAUAUGUGCGACUGCUGAGGUCUGGAGAGAUCCGAUCAGAGACUCUGGCGCCCUCUAGAGGUCAUGGCAGCAUCAACCAGCACACCCAGACCCAGGCCCAUAUCCAAAGUGCCACGGCCGUGUCAUCCAGGACCACCCUGUCCUGUAAGGCGUCCUUGGAGUGGCGGGAGGAAGUCGGAGAGAAUCACAUGGAACCCCACCAUCACUGCUUCCUGUGCGCAACCAGCUUCACCUCUGACGACCCCGAGGACCUGCAGCAACCCCAGCAGCAGCUCCUUUCCUCCGACGAACAUCUGGACCAACAGCAGCAUAGCCAGCGGCGGCAACAACAACAACAGCAACAGCAGCUCCUUUCCUCCGACGAACAUCUGGACCAACAGCAGCAUAGCCAGCGGCGGCAGCAACAACAACAGCAACAGCAGCUCCUUUCCUCCGACGAACAUCUGGACCAACAGCAGCAUAGCCAGCGGCGGCAACAACAACAACAACAGCAGCAACAGCAGCUCCUUUCCUCCGACGAACAUCUGGACCAACAGCAGCAUAGCCAGCGGCGGCAACAACAACAACAACAGCAGCAACAGCAGCUCCUUUCCUCCGACGAACAUCUGGACCAACAGCAGCAUAGCCAACAACAGCAACAACAGCAACAACAACAACAGCAGCAACCUCCACCUCUACUCCCUGACUCUGGGGACAAACAGCAACAACACCAGCAACAACAACAACAGCAGCAGCCUCCACCUCCACUUCAGCUCACUGGGUCUGGGGAGUGGCUCUUCAUCUGCCCACUGUGUGGCAAAGACUUCCCAGAGGAGGCCCGCCUGAGACAGCACCAGAGCACUCAUUCCGGAACACUCCGGAACACUCUAGAACACUCACACCAGAACACUCAUGACCAGACGGAUCUGAAGGAGCGCCAGCGGACUCGCACCGACGACUGGCCCUACCACUGUUCCCAAUGCGGCAAGAGCUUUGCGCCGGAGGCCAGUUUCAAACGCCACCGACGCACUCACACGGGAGAGAGACCGUACCACUGCACUCAGUGCGGUAAGAGUUUCACCAGAGAGGAUCAUCUCAAACAGCACCAGCGGACUCACACAGGCGAGAGGCCGUACCACUGUCCGCAGUGCGGCAAGAGUUUCACCGAAGGUGGCGCUCUCCGACAACACCAGCGCAUCCACACAGGAGAGAGACCAUACCACUGUGCUCAGUGCGGGAAGAGUUUCACAACAGACGGAACUCUGAAGCGCCACCAGCGCAUUCACACAGGAGAGAGACCAUACCACUGCUCUGAAUGUGGCAAGAGCUUCACACUACAGGGAGACCUCAAACGACACCAGCGCACUCACACAGGAGAGAGGCCAUACCACUGCACCCAGUGUGGUAAGAGCUUCAGUCAGUCUGGCGAUCUGAAGAAACAUCUACGGACUCACAAGAAAGAGACAGCUUCAUAGUCACAGGCUAGGUGAACGUGGACGGAAUUUAUAUAUUCUAGAACUGUUAUGUCAAAAGAAAAGUCCUCAUACUGCAAGUCUAAGUAUGUAUCUUCUUAGUCUGUCCUGAUUGUUGCCAAGACAAGCACGUGGGUGGACAGAACACUUUAGAACACUCCAGCACCAGAACACUCUAGAACACUCUAAAACACUCUGGAACACACUAGAAGCACAAGCAAGUGGGUCGACAGUCACAUACAUUUGUGCCUUGACAAUAUUGUUGGCAGGCUACAUUUCUGCAGCAUUCACACACCAAAUGGUGGUGAAGAAAACAACCUUAACUGAUGUUGUCUCCUCAACUAGUGUUGAGUUUGAAGUUUUAAACAACAAGAGGGAUAGCAAAGAUAGCGUAAAGAUACAGACAGAAAAGCUAAUCAUUCUAGCUAAUAUGAAUGGCAACUUCCACACUUAAAACCACAAAGAAAACGAUAUGGAGAACGAUAUCAUUGGGGAUCACUUCCAGAGCCAUUUUAAGAAUGAUUAAAACCUGAAAGCCAAUCGAAAUCCAUCAAAUGUUAGACAUCACAUUCAUCACCACAAGGAGAGUUUCCUUCUGUGUAGGCGCCAAUGUUGUUAUAGUUAUCGUUAUCUUUAUAGCUAUCGUUCUUGCUGUGAACAGCCCCAAUAGGCUCUUAAUUUGAUGCAUGGGCACAGUGUGAAGUCAAUAGCCCAGGCUACUGGCUUGCAUGCCAGCAGCACCAAGAAACUGAAUGAGGACUGUAGCAGCAGCCCAAGCUAUCCGGAUACUGAAUGAGGACUGUAGCAGCAGCCCAAGCUAUCCGGAUACUGAAUGAGGACUGUAGCAGCACCCAAGCUAUCCGGAUACUGAAUGAGGACUGUAGCAGCAGCCCAAGCUAUCCGGAUACUGAAUGGGAAUGAGGACUGUAGCAGCAGCACAAGCUAUCCGGAUACUGAAUGGGAAUGAGGACUGUAGCAGCAGCACAAGCUAUCCGGAUACUGAAUGGGAAUGAGGACUGUAGCAGCAGCACAAGCUAUCCGGAUACUGAAUGGGAAUGAGGACUGUAGCAGCAGCACGUUGCACUUUAGACGUUUCUUCAUUCAUUUCUUCUUCUUCUUCUUCUUCUCUUCUUUUUCUAUUUAUUUCCUUAUUUAUUUACACAUUGCAUUGCCAUGGAGACAGUGGGCAAAGCAUUUUACUACGUAUACUCUGUAUAAAUGUAUGUGACUAAUAAAUUUGAAUUGAAUUGAA